GUAGCAAGUAAAUUGGCGCGCAAAAAGUCAAAGCUCCUUUUGAAGUGUGUCGAAAGGUUCCUACCACCGUGCAUCACUUCAGCUAUGUACAGUAUUACCAUAGCAAGGAACUCUGACAGAUCCUGGAUUUUACUAGAAUGUGUUACUGCUUGUUUGAGUUUUAUUUCUUUGUUGAACAACAACCCCGACCAUUACAGCUUUUCUCUUCCCUAUGGCGCAUUCAUUCAUGUUUGAAUGUUUCUCAGCUGUAGGCACUGAUCAUCUACUUCAAGUAGUCAGCAUCAAUUACAGUUAUGCUCUUGGGAUUCUUAUUGUCAUAUGGAUUAUACUUCUUUUCACUUCUUGUAAAAAUCCAUUUAAAUCUAGCGAAAGUAUAAAGCUAAAUUGCUGGUAUUGCAAUCAUGAUUCAUAUAUAACCCUUGGCAAAAGGGAAACCCAGGAGUACUGGUUAUGCGCUUUUUGUGGAAGUGAAAAUGCGAGAAGUCAGUCAGGAGAAGUGAUCGAUCCUCCACCACUUGUUCCAGAGAACAAACUUCAGAGAUUUGCCAGUUUUAUUGAAGAGGACCCAACACCAAAUAAGAGCAAAUACUCUCUCUGUAACGACUGCCAAGAAAAACAGCAAUUAAAGUUGAAUUUGUUACGUGAUUAUAUUCCAGAUGAAAAUGACCCAGAAUAUAAAAGGAAAUGCAAAACUGCUGCUGCUUUCAAAGAAUCUUUAGAUAAACAAUAUGAAAUUUGCGAGAGUUGCCAAAAAAUGCUACAACAACUAAAAGCAGAGGAUGCCUCUUUGUUUAUGUCCAAGAGACUGGAAUUAUUGUUGGAGGACAAUAAACGAUAUGGCGUGCCUGUCACCAUAUCAGCAAAUUAUCAUCUGAGGAGAGGCUUCUUUUGGUUGACUGUUCAUCUUGGAACAAUUUUAUACUUGAUCUAUGCAUGCUAUCAUCCGCCAUCUACCUCUAAUUUUACGCUGGUUAAGGAAUUAUGUAACAAAGCUUUCAAUUUUUUGACAGCAUGUUUACAGACUUCAGACAAGGAAGAGAUUAUUGUCAAGCUCAUGUCUGCUUUUGAAACAUAUACCAAAUCGCUCUUCGAAAGAGUCAUCAAAUGCGCUGCACACGCCAUAUACUGUUUGAAUAAGGCCGAUACAACAAACAAAGACUGCGAUGCUGAUAUAAAAGAGUUCUUCAUAGAAGCACUUGUUAUAAAUAUCCUUUCUUACAAGCUUAUUCAUUGGCAUCCAUUACUAAGGAAGGCAUACAACAAAGUAAAUCGAUUUCAUCAUUGGCAAAGCUAUCUGAUCGUUCAAAAUGCUUUAUUCUAUUGUCGAUUCGUCAUUCUUCUCUAUUUGAGAUUCCCUGCUGUCUGGUUAACAUUCUACGUACUCACGCUAGCUUACUCAACUUUUAAAGUAAGAAUUAAAGGCAAAUACUUGGCACUUACACCAAGAAUAUAAGGGAAGCAAGCAGUUGCAUGUAAGUUGUAUAGUGUCACUCUUAUUCAUAGCAUUGUAGAAAUAUAAAAGCAUCGCAUUAUAUGCAUUUUUUGUUUUCCAUUUAUGAGACAACAUGAAAACAAUAAAAAAAGUAUAUUUUUAAACAGUAUGAAUGCGAGUAUUUUGAUACGUAUUUAUCAAGUGAUGGCUUACAUUUUAUUCACAAGUUAUUCGCACGCUGACAACAAAUAACGAUAAAAGAGAGCUCAUCAGAAGUAAAAGAAUGAAUAAAGAAAUGAUU
Messenger RNA from Rhizopus microsporus ATCC 52813, 1733 nucleotides. RefSeq lists its product as uncharacterized. NCBI's taxonomy places the organism in Eukaryota, Fungi, Mucoromycota, Mucoromycetes, Mucorales, Rhizopodaceae. Gene Ontology annotation, biological process: nuclear inner membrane organization. The coding region runs from base 212 to 1453 and encodes 413 amino acids. The transcript is spliced from 7 exons. The record is from RefSeq and is a predicted model, not a curated record. Gene Ontology annotation, cellular component: microtubule organizing center attachment site; mitotic spindle pole body; chromosome, centromeric core domain.